AUGACAAGAGCUCGAACAAGGGCAACAGACGGACAUCAAAAGAUGCAAAUGGAGACUCCACCGUCCCGGGUCGUCUUCGAAAGGAGGCUGCCCACAGAAACAAGAAGGGAAGAUGACGACUGGGCCGGUUUGUCUGACGCGAGAGCCAGGAGAAGGAUCCAGAAUCGUUUGAACCAGCGUUCAUAUCGCCGCAGGAGAGCAGCAGAACGACAGGCCAAAAGGGCAUCAGCUGCCUGCAGGCUACAAAAGCCAGUCUCGCUUGCGCCUCGGAAAGUGGUACCUACAGCGGAUCAAAAAGGCAACGUCAAGCAAACGGCGUCUGGAGGAGAUGCUCUGCUUCCCAAUAACACAUUUGGCCAGGUUACCCUGCGCUCUCAGACAGAGCUUCAGCAAAUCACCUCCCCAGUACAGGGAUGUGCGGUGCUACUUGCGAACCAUGGGAUACGGAGAGACCACCAUUACGCCCGCACGAUCCUCUGGCCCUCGUUCAAGCAUUACAGCCUCAAGACCAACGAGUCCUUAACCUCAGCCUUCUUUCACCUGAGCAUGGUCGAUCAUCUGUUGCUCAACUCAUUUGUCUGGACCGCCGCAUUGGCCAUGUCGAUGCACCUGCCUCAUACCGCCAUUGCCAACGACGCGGUCAUGUUCGCCUGCCAAGCUAGGGCAGUUCAGAGCAUUCGCGAGCAUAUCGACCAGGACCAAGUCACGGACUCUGUGAUUUUUGCAGUCCUUGCCCUCACGAUACGCGACACUGACCCUCGCAUCGCUGCGCACGAGGUAGGUGGAGGAGACCACUGCUUUGGAGGCUUCGAUCCUCCGCUGCGAUCACUCGGUUGGAUCCAUGCCUUGUGGCUGCGCGAGGUGGUCUACAACAUCUCGACGCCUGGUGUUGCGGAACAGAUCCAGUCCACAGACAUCCUACAGGCAAGCUUAUCGCUGUGUCGCCCCAAUUUUACCCUCUGCCACCUCUACCAGCACGUGCUCGAGAACCAUGUCAAGAUGAUCCGACCGCCCCGCGAGAGACUUGACGAGGCAUUUCCCACCAUCCACGACGUUGAUUUCAAGGACCUGCUCCUCGACAUGAGAAUGUACUGCCGAGAGCUAGAGAGGAUCGCGGCAGAAUCGGGUGGUGCGUCUGAGGGCGGCGGUGGCGGUGGCGGUGACGGUGAUGCUGCUGCCAACGACCUGUACCGCCUGCUCCGAUUACCCCGGUACGAGAAUCGAGAGGAAGAACUCUGCCGUCUCGCUGCUAUGAUUUUCAGCUACGGCGUCAUUUACCCUGUCGCCAGGCCAAGACCCUUGCGCGUUCUAGCUAAGCAGUUGAGAAACGAGGUUGAGGACCGCCCGUGUCCUCCUUCGAUGGCGACGUGCAAUGGACCCAUGCUGGCGGGUCGCGGGGAGGCGUUCCUCUUGUGGAUUGCGGUCCUCGGCGCUCUCGCUUCCAAGAACUGCGACGACGACGAAGCCUUCUUCAUCCAUCUCGUGGCAACAUGCUCUGCGACAUUGGAGGUGGUAGACUUUGUCCACCUGCGAGCCCUCGUGUGCAGCUUCCUCUGGCUCGCUGGUGCUCGCGACGAGGGCGCAUACCACGUGUGGACGAAGGUCCGGAGUGUCAUGGAAGAGGUGAGGGAUUCGAACGUGUGUCUGCACCAGCAGCAGGAGCAGGCGCAGGAGACCGAGGAGGAGAAGGAGCCAGGAGUUGUUAGGUCUAUGCACCUCGUGUCUUUGAUAUGUACACUAUAG
Molecule: messenger RNA, 1743 nt
Organism: Cladophialophora bantiana CBS 173.52
Lineage: Eukaryota; Fungi; Ascomycota; Eurotiomycetes; Chaetothyriales; Herpotrichiellaceae
Exons: 4
Coding region: 1-1743 (580 amino acids)
Source: RefSeq, a predicted model, not a curated record